AUGCGCCGGAUGAUUGAACUGCCGUGGGUAUUUGACUCCACCCCGUCGCCGUCCAUUAUCUACGAUAUCUUCGAUCGACUGUACCACCCGGACUCACUAAUCUUCAUCGAUGAGCAAUCGCGACAAGAUGAUACAGCUAUUGUUCUGCUCUAUGAACCUGAGCUUAAGGCUGUCAGGGUGCCUAUCAAUGGAGCGAAUUUGCUUCUUAGUGCUGUGACUGGGGGGAAAGCCACUCUUGAAGGGUCUCCAGUCGCAGACAGUCAUGAUUCGGAAGUAUGUUGUUUAUCAAAGUGCCAAGGUAGCUUCCUUACGACCAAACUAACUAAAGCCCAGGAGACUGAAGUAAUUCAAAAUCAGGAGGAGCCAUAUUCCUCUAAUAAGGAUUAUAUCGUCAUUAUCCUAGAAUCUAUGACCGAAGAGGAGCUAGAGAAGAUCAAGACAGAGUUAUUCUUGAAUUCUAAAGACUUCCACUGGAUCAACGUGUCAAGCAAACUGGAAUCUCCUGAUAUGGAAGGCCUACUCGCAUAUUUUGAAACUAAACGACAAAAGAGCCCAAAGUUUUUUAUUGCCGUUGACCGCAAGACCCUAGAAGUGGCCAACACUCCAGUCGACAAACGAUACCAGGCACCUGAGGUAAUCAUCGCAUCUCAUGAAGGCACACGCUUCUGGAUCAGUGAUGAUAUAGACCGUAGCCACGCUCUGGUUCACGCCGGUUAUGGCUACCAACGGACGACAGCCGAUUAUGCCGUGUUGGCUUAUGUUAAUUUAAUGGUGAGCAAUAUGGGGUUCUAUGACCUGUGCGAAGAGCACGAGGCUGUGUACUGGAAGGCGUGUAAAUCCUGGGCGGAGGAGAAUAUGGAGAGCGUUUUUCGUGGGGAGAGACGGUUAGCGUCUGCUUGGUAUCCGGCCCGGGGAGGAGGGGGACGUAUUGACUAUGAUGGGUGA
Penicillium cosmopolitanum is the source of this 945-nucleotide messenger RNA. RefSeq lists its product as uncharacterized. The coding region runs from base 1 to 945 and encodes 314 amino acids. NCBI's taxonomy places the organism in Eukaryota, Fungi, Ascomycota, Eurotiomycetes, Eurotiales, Aspergillaceae. The transcript has a single exon. The record is from RefSeq and is a predicted model, not a curated record.